Cynoglossus semilaevis (tongue sole) is the source of this 978-nucleotide messenger RNA. RefSeq names its product potassium channel subfamily K member 3. The record is from RefSeq and is a predicted model, not a curated record. The transcript has a single exon. Gene Ontology annotation, molecular function: open rectifier potassium channel activity; potassium ion leak channel activity; outward rectifier potassium channel activity. Gene Ontology annotation, biological process: potassium ion transmembrane transport; stabilization of membrane potential. NCBI's taxonomy places the organism in Eukaryota, Metazoa, Chordata, Actinopteri, Pleuronectiformes, Cynoglossidae. The annotation marks the transcript as partial. Gene Ontology annotation, cellular component: plasma membrane.
UUUCUGUUCUCUCCCCCCUCAGGAUAUGGCCACGCCGCCCCCAGCACAGACGGAGGGAAGGCCUUCUGUAUGCUCUACGCUCUCCUGGGCAUCCCUCUGACUCUGGUCAUGUUCCAGAGCGUUGGUGAGCGCAUCAACACCUUUGUCAGGUUCCUGCUCCACCGGCUGAAGAAGUGCCUUGGACUGAGACACACGGAGGUCUCCAUGGUCAACAUGGUGACCAUCGGGUUCAUAUCCUGCAUGAGCACACUGGGCGUGGGGGCGUUUGCUUUCUCCCACUUUGAGGGGUGGAACUUCUUCCACGCCUUCUACUACUGCUUCAUCACCUUGACCACCAUUGGCUUUGGGGACUACGUGGCGCUGCAGAAGGAACACGCGCUGCAGAACAAGCUGGAGUACGUGGCCUUCAGCUUCAUCUACAUCCUCACCGGCUUGGCUGUGAUUGGAGCGUUCCUUAACUUAGCAGUGCUGCGAUUCAUGACCAUGAACGCUGAGGACGAGAAGAGGGAUGCGGAGCAGAGGGCCCUGCUCGCACAUAACGGUCAGGCAGGAGGACACGUCAACUGUUCCACAGACCCCGCCUCCUCCUCCUCCACGCCUACUGGAUGUGGUGGAGGGAAUGCAGUCGGAGGCAGCGGCGGAGGCACGGCGAGCCGAGGCCUACGCAACGUGUACGCCGAGGUGCUCCACUUCCAGUCCAUGUGCUCCUGCCUGUGGUACAAGAGCAGGGAGAAACUGCAGUACUCCAUACCCAUGAUCAUCUCACGAGACCUGUCCACCUCGGACACCUACAUGGAGCAGGGGGAGGCUUUUUCCAACCCUCUCCACUCUAACGGCUGUGUGUGCGGCCUGCAGCGUCACUCAGGCAUCAGCUCGGUUUCUACAGGUCUGCACAGCAUCAGUAACUACAGAAGACUUAAUAAACGCAGGAGCUCCAUUUGAACAGGAGGACUUGGUUCUCAAAGGGUCAAGACUCUG